Messenger RNA from Camellia sinensis, 1432 nucleotides. NCBI's taxonomy places the organism in Eukaryota, Viridiplantae, Streptophyta, Magnoliopsida, Ericales, Theaceae. The record is from RefSeq and is a predicted model, not a curated record.
AUAGUAUAAUAAAAAAGAGAUAUAUAUAUAUAUAGAUAUAAAAUAAAGAAAGUUGGGUAAAAUAAAAUAAUGAUGAUGGGUGUGCAAACUUUCGGUUGCUUUGCAAAAGAUGGAUUAAAAUAAAUAUAAAAAAGGAAAAGAAGGUGGAGUGGGAAACAGGAGUGCAUUGAGUAUUUGAUAUAAUAAUAAUAGUAAUAAAAAAAUAAAAAGUGAGACCACUUGGAGAAUGUAAUAUCUUCUUCGCAGACCACUUGGAGAUAUCCUUGAGAUUCGUUUGGUAGGGUGUGAUUAAAAAAGAAAAGGAAGGAGAGAGAAAGAGCCCUUGUGAUUUGCUGUCACCAUCACGGGGCAACCCUUUUUGCCGAGAUUGACAGACAAACCCUUCCUGUAACCCUGUCCAACCAUACUGCCUAGGUGCCAUCGCCGAAAGGAAAGGGGCGAGAGAGAGGAGUGCAAAGAUGUCUUUCUUGGUGAGGUUUUGGGUAGUGAUGAAUUUGAAGAAAUUGAGACAGUCAUCGACGACGAGAUCGACAUCGGGGAGGAAGGUUGUGAGGCCGUUGGACUGGCUAUGGCCUUCGAGAUCUAGGGCGAAGCAGGCGAAUCCAUGUUGGGCGAGGAAGAUUGGGGUGGACUGGAAUGUCCAGCUGAUGUCGUUGCCGUAGCUGUGGACCAUCAGAAUGACGCCACGUGGAGGGGAGCUGGAAAGGGGAAGCCAUGAUCGAGUGAAGAGGGUGAGGCCUCUGGGUGAGGUGUAGAAGGAUUUGGUGGAUUCGAUGCGUUUAGAAAGAUUUUGAAUACGGAUGGACCGAGGGGUCUGUAUAGAGGAUUUGGGAUUUCAAUACUGACUUAUGAUCCUUCAAAUGCAGUUUGGUGAGCAUCCUACUCUGUUGCGCAGAGGCUUGUUUGGGGUGGAAUUGGAUGUUAUCUUUGCAAGAAAGACUCGUGCAGGAAUGAGAAUGGUGGGAACAGUUUUAGACCAGAUUCGAAGACUGUAAUGGCAGUUCAGGGGGUGAGUGCAGCCAUGGCAGGUGGGGUUUCGGCUUUGAUUACGAUGCCACUUGAUACAAUCAAGACAAGGUUACAGGUUUUGGAUGGAGAUGAGAAUAAUAAUGGGCGUAAAGGGGUACCAACAAUGCGACAAGCUGUUCGAAAUUUGGUAAGAGAAGGUGGAUGGAUGGCUUGUUACAGAGGACUUGGACCUCGCUGGGCUUACAUGUCAAUGUCAGCAACCACCAUGAUCACUACCUACGAGUUUCUCAAACGCCUUUCGGCCAAGACUCAAGAGGGAGAGGAAGGUUUGAAUUGGUUGAGAUCCGGCGGGCGGUCAAGGCAAGGUUGCCGCCCGCCGGAAGGCGAAGAACACCAAGAUCUUUAACCUUGCUCUGAUACCAAGUAAAAAAACUGAUGUAUUAUUGAUUGAUUGAAUGUUGUA